Molecule: messenger RNA, 1050 nt
Organism: Arthroderma uncinatum
Lineage: Eukaryota; Fungi; Ascomycota; Eurotiomycetes; Onygenales; Arthrodermataceae
Product: anaphase-promoting complex subunit 10
Exons: 3
Coding region: 1-1050 (349 amino acids)
Biological process (GO): protein K11-linked ubiquitination; anaphase-promoting complex-dependent catabolic process
Cellular component (GO): anaphase-promoting complex
Source: RefSeq, a predicted model, not a curated record
AUGCCUAGACAGAGCCCGCACCGCACACCGUCAGCGGCGUUUCAGUCUGGGGAUGGCGCCUCGAUGUCGACAGCAAGGGUUCCCCAGCUCUUACCGUCGUAUACCCCCCGGCAGAGAUCUCAGGGCCAGCAGCAGGUGACGCCCGGGCAAGAACAAUCCUCUGACCGCGAAGACGAGCUCGACGACGAGGACGAAGAACAGGACGACGAGGAAGAGGGCGAAGGUGAUGAGGAGGACGAAGACGAAGACGAAGAUGACGGAGAUCGUGCAGAGGACCUAGAUGCCGUCGAGGGGCACAGCUACGAGGAUGACGACCUGGAGGAUGAAAAGGACUCUUCGGCUCCCAUACCGCCCAAUCUCCGCGAGAUAUCGUCUCUCGCGUCAUGGACGGUCUCAACAUAUAAACCCGGAAGUGGCGUGGCAGCCCUGCGUAACCCGUCUCCGAACCAGUUCUGGCAGUCUGACGGACCACAGCCACAUACCCUGGCAUUACACUUCUUCAAACGCGUCGCCAUAGUGCGGAUACGCGUCUAUUUGGACUUUGAGCUCGACGAGAGCUAUACGCCUACAAAGAUGAUAUUCCUGGCUGGCAUGGGAGGGAAUGACCUCGUUGAAUUUGCUACAUGGCAGGGAGACACGCCUUGUGGCUGGGUCGAUAUCAAGCUCGACGGGGUCGGAGGCAGGCAUCAGAAGAUAGAUAAACUGACUCGAAGGGACGAGGAACGUCAGCGGAGACGACGGUCACGGACACCCGAGUCUCGUGCUAAACCUGUCAACAAGAACCAGCCGAAGCAGCCCAAUGUAAUGGUGCUCCAAGUGAAGGUCUGCGAGAAUCAUCAGAACGGCAAGGACACGCAUGUCCGUGGAUUUCAGGUCUUCGCUCGAGAUGAUAAAUACUAUACCCGUAUGGGCAGGGCAGAUAACGGGCAGAAGCUGCUCCACCACGACCUUGGGGUGGGCAUGUUGCAUUCCGAUGACGGAGAGCUGGAGGGUGAGAAUGUCUCGAGAUUCGACGAGGACGACUGGAUGAUGGAGCCGGAGCUGCGAUGA